CACAAAUCAGAUUUUGUUUCUACUUUUCUACACAUUCCCCUUCUCUGUUAAUACACUUUUCCCAAUAUAUUGGCAGUUUCCUAAUCUCGUUUUCAUAAAAAGAUGCGGGGCGGGUAGCUAACCAGUUGCGCACAAAUCCCUCCACCUCUUCAUUGGUCUGAAAUCGCUCGCCUUCCAGUAAAUCUUUGAUUGGCCCAAACAUAUGAAAAUCACAAGGUGACAAAUCUGGACUGUAUGCAAGGUGUUCCAGCACUGUCCAGUGCAUUUCAUUGAUUUUGGCCUGUUUUAAAGCUGCCGUAUGAGGUUUAGCGUUAUCAUGCAGGAGCAACGCGUCUCGGAUGGGGUGUGCUCUCCUCUUUUGGCGAUAAGCGAGCUUUACCUGAUCGAGUAAGUUACAGUAGUAAGCCGCGUUUAUUGUUCUUCGCUCAUGCAAAAAAUCUACCAACAAAACUCCUCUCCAGUCCCAGAAAACGAUCGCUAAAACUUUGCUUGCAGACAGACGAGUUUUCUCCUUCACUGGGUUUGGUUCGUCUUUGUGCCGCUACUCCAUGCUUGCUCGUUUUGCACCAAGAUUUUACACGUGCCCACGAAAGCGUUUUAUUCCCGAACUGUGCUCGCAAUCUGCGUAGAAUUUCAGCAGGUUUCACGUUUUCGCGCGUAAGAAAUUUAAUGAUUAUUCUUUGAGCAACACUACUGUGUACCUUCGUUUCGCUCAUUGCGAUUGCUACUGGCCAAAUGAGAAUCGCGCCACUACCAGCCGCUUACAUGCUACUGAACAUUCCUACUCUAAUAUUAUAACAGGCGCGUUCACCUUGAAUGACUUUUCCAUUUAUAAUUUUAAAAUACUUGUUUAUAUUUGAUCCACCCAAGAGCUCUGAACGUCUGCCUAGAGCUCUAGCAACGUACUCUCCGGAUGUUAUUUUCGAUGAAACAACCAUUGCUUUAGUUGCUCAGGACAAGUUCCUAUUGAAUGAUAGGAAUAAAGUUAGACUCAUCGACAUGCUUAAGGUUUACCUGGAGAAGAAUAAAAUUCUAACAUUACAAGCAGACGAAGAUGCUGAUAUAUUAAUGGUAACCACAGCCAUUUCCAUAUCCUCUUCCUACGAAGUAGUGAAGAUCGUCGGCGAGGAUAUAUAUUCGUUGGUCUUAUAUUGUGGUUUGUUACGAUACGGAGGAGACCACAUGCUUUCAACAAACAGACCAAAUAACAAUAAUAUAUUUGUAAAAUGUGGGAGAGGAAAAAACACAGAUGUCAUCUACUCGACAAAUUCCUUUACGCAAUUAUCACAACUUGGAAUAGCACUGUUUUUUUACGCGUUUAGCGAUUGUGAUACAUCAGCACCUUUUGGCCAAGGAAAAAAGAAAUUUCUAUCGACAAUAAAAAAAUAGCGACGCCUCAAACAAAACGCAGAGGUUUUCUUGAGCUUCAAUGCCACAUCUGAGCAAGUUGUCGACGCAGGAGAUGCCUUCCUCGUUUCACUUUAUGGAGGCAACAGAGAAUCGCAAAAUCUUAGCGAUCUUCGCUUCCAGUUGUUCACUAGGGCAGCAGUUAAGCCCGACAUGAACCUCGCCAGAUUGCCUCUAACCGGGGAUGCUGCAAGAUUUCACUCUCUGCGAACAUACCGCCAGGUGAGAAUAAGUUUUUUGCUUGUAUUCCUUUCUUCUUCAGACCACAUUCUUUAUACAUGGUUCCUUAUUUUGUUGUUGAUUUGGUUCAGGUACAGAAGUGGCGGAGUACACAAGGCCUCGUUCCUUAACAGCUCCUCAAGCUCUGCUAUGAUUUUCUGUAAAAGCAAUACUUUCUUUUUUUUUUAAGUUUUUCAAACUUUUAAAUAGGCGUAUCUUAUAAACUAUUUGACCUACCAAAACCAAUUUAUUCACAUUUCAUUGCAAAUUUACUCUACUUAAAAAGUGUGCAUAGUAACUAUUGCCGUAACUCAGGUUCUUGGUGGUAAAAAUUGACAAAAACUGAAAAAAGUCCUAAAAUUUAAAGAAUUUUUUAAUAUUUAACAAUGAUCCGAAGGGCUUUCGGGGUGGAAAAUUUGGAUUUGUCAUUACCAUCUCAUCACUACCAACAUAUAAAAAAAAACAGAACUACCUCAUUUGAUGUAAGGCAAAAAGUACCAAUUCCAUGGACUAUAUUACGCAAUUAAAUUUGUAGAACGAUCUGAAGACGCUCAAACUUGUUAAAUUUUCUCGUUUUUAUUGC
This is a messenger RNA of Psylliodes chrysocephalus, 2209 nucleotides long. NCBI's taxonomy places the organism in Eukaryota, Metazoa, Arthropoda, Insecta, Coleoptera, Chrysomelidae. The record is from the annotation of a GenBank genome assembly.